AUGCGUUUUCGAGUUUGGAGUCGCCGUGGUCCAGCACCACUUUUUCCACCCUUAUAUGGACCUCCACCUGGUGGUGCACCUUCAGGACCGGUAUUUGCAUGCCGACCAAUGUCAUUCGAUUUAGCACUCUGUGAAGCUAGUUUUCCAAGGAUCAAAGAACUGGAUGAUACCGAUUUGGCACAAGCAAUAACCAAGCGGCAUCAGGAAAUUACGCCAACGCCAGUUGAACAAACGGCGGUUCUUGGAUUGAUUUCAAAAAUCAAGGCUGCAAUUGAGAAGAUCAGCGCUGCCCCCGAUCUUCUGCCCUCUGUGACCGUUGAAGAAUUUCGAGAGGUAGGAUCAUUUCGCAAAGGUACUAUGUUGGCUGGUCAUAAUGUUGCAGAUAUUGUUGUUGUAUUGCGUUCGCUUCCGACAGUGGAAGCAGUAUCAGCACUCGGGCAAAAAAUUGUUGAAGAGCUAAAAGCCAAUGAUAAAGAGGUGUAUGGAUGCAUUUCUCGAGAUUUCGGUUGUGAGUUAGCUGGGCCAAAUGCGGUUGUACGGUUAUUGAUAACUACAGUUCCAUCCAACGCAAAACUUCUCGAACCUGAUCUUCAUUUGAAAGAGAGCAUAAUGAUUUCCCAUAUGGCUGCCCUGAGACAUGCUCGAUGGUUUGAAGAAAAUGCGUCAAAUCCAACUAUUAAGAUUUUAAUUCGCAUCAUGAAAGAUAUUCGUAACCGUUUCGAUCAAUUGAAGGACUUGAGUGUUUGGAAUAUAGAAUUAAUUUCACAUUAUGCAGUGGUGAAUACAGCAUCACAACAACCGCUUUCUGCUAGUCAAGCAUUUCGACGGUUUUUCCAACUUCUUGCUGCUGGAUUAUUACUACCUACUUCACCGGCUCUAAGUGACCCUUGCGAGCAGGCUCGGCGUAUUCAUCAGUCGCUAACUUACGAGCAGAUGGAUCAGUUAUGUAGCUCAUCACAGACAUUGUUGCGAAUUAUCUGUCAUGGCGGUUACAAGCAUGUGUUAGGGCUGGAGACCUCAAAAAGCGGACUGGUAACCGAUAUGACAUUUUGGGGUGAUGUGAUUGUAACACCGUUAGAAGCAGCUUAUGUUGACAAAGUAAUGGAGCCCAUGUACGAGGAUGAAACUAGUGGUGAUAAAUCAGAUGAAGCAAGGACUGAUAGCAUGGAUACUUAAAUCUGAAAAGGAUUUAAUUGUACUUUUUAUUCUAUUUCCAGAUACUUUGCAUAAUAAAUAUAUAGUUUCUGGGGAGUAAAAGAC
Messenger RNA from Loa loa (African eye worm), 1260 nucleotides. RefSeq lists its product as hypothetical. Lineage: Eukaryota; Metazoa; Nematoda; Chromadorea; Rhabditida; Onchocercidae. The coding region runs from base 1 to 1176 and encodes 391 amino acids. The transcript is spliced from 10 exons. The record is from RefSeq and is a predicted model, not a curated record.